Molecule: messenger RNA, 2497 nt
Organism: Hydractinia symbiolongicarpus
Lineage: Eukaryota; Metazoa; Cnidaria; Hydrozoa; Anthoathecata; Hydractiniidae
Product: ankyrin repeat and SAM domain-containing protein 3-like
Exons: 15
Coding region: 50-1795 (581 amino acids)
Molecular function (GO): protein binding
Source: RefSeq, a predicted model, not a curated record
UAAGGUAAUAUCAUUUUAUUUCAGUAUAUACAUUAUAAACAUAGAAAAAAUGGCUCCACCACUGGAAGAUAUUUUUGAAACAUCAAGUUUUGCUUCCUUAAUUGAACGAGAAGAGAGAGAAGAAAUUAUUCAUUUGGAUCUUCACACUGCGUCUCUCAUUGGAGAUUAUGAUUGUGUCCGCGGGUUUAUAGAAAGGAAAUCCAAUUUGAAUCAUUUGAAUCGUGGCGGUUGGACAGCACUUAUGUACGCAGCUUAUGUUGGACGAGAUAAUAUACUUAAUCUUCUGUUAGAAGCUGGUGCUAAAAUAAAUAUACAAUCUAAAAAAGAUGGUUGUACCGCAUUAAUGCUGGCAUCUUACUGUGCAAGUGAAUCAAUAAUGUACUUUCUGUUGCAGCACGGUGCUUCCAUCAAUUCACGAGAUGUCAACGGUAUGACCAGUCUGUUUCAUGCUGUAAAGCAAGGUCACCAAAGUGCUGUCAAAUUACUUGCUUCAAAUGGUGCUGACCUUGACACAUGUCACGCAGUGACAGGAAGUACACCUCUAAUGGAAGCAGCCAUUGCUGGACAUGAAGUGAUAUUCAGCAUUUUGUUGCAUCACGGAGCAGAUAUUUCCAAAAGAACAAAGAAAGGAGAAACUAUUCGCAGUCUGGCUGUGCGGUAUGGUAAUCAAGCCAUAGUCACUUUAAUAGACAAAGUUACAAGAAGCACACAAAUUCCAUUACGUGAAGAACCAAAAUUGGGUAGUGGCGAAGCUUUGUAUGAUUCCGGGUCUUCUGACUCAAGAGAAUCAAAUAUCAAUGAAGGUCCAAGUGCUAUCUCAAACAUGUUUAUCAACCGAGGCAUGCCACAAGGUGAGAAACCGAUAGCUGCAUUGUGUCCAGACUUCAACAAUCUGAUGGCUCCACGCAAUACUGCUCCUGCAAGCAACGAAUAUUCAACAGGAUCUGAUCCAGUUAAUCUCCAGAUGUCUGGCGUUUCUACAACUGGUGUUGAGAAAGAUUCUUCAGAAAUGGCAACGGAAAGAUAUUCUCAGAAGAAAGUUAGCAGAAUAGCAAGCGAAUUACCGAAAAACGUUUUCACGACGCAACGUUCAUUAGAUUUCCUUCCGCCGCCAGAAUCGUUGAAAGAACUGCUUGAAGAGUUCAAACUGGAGUCUUAUAUACCAAGAUUUGAACAGCAGGGAAUCGAUCUAACUGCUUUCCUCGAGCUUACUGAUGUAGACCUAAAAGAUAUGGGUGUGGAGAAACUUGGUCCUCGAAAAAAACUUAUAAUCGCCAUAAAAAGUUGCAAGGAGAGAUUGAAGUCAACUCAACGUAAUAACAGUUUACAGACAGAGCCUGCACAAACUGAUCAACUCCAGUUACAGAUACAGCAACUAAAUGCACAACUUCACGAGGCUGUUGCGUACAUUAAACAGCAAAACUCUCAACUUCUGCAAGCUCAGCAAUACAGAACUGACGUCAGCAAUUAUUUUCAAGCAGAAGAACAUCGUAUGAGACAGAUAGCAUAUUGCACGAAUGAUUUCGGAAAGAUAUGUAAGGAAGCAUCUGGACAAAUGAGAAAACUCAAGGAGUACAACAAUCAAGUGAGCUUGUUACUGCAUAAACUAAAAGAACGUUCCGAUUACACGAUACUAGCGCAAGAGUUAGGUAUUGACGCGUCGCUAUAUGACGUGAUGGAAAAAGUAAAAUGUGAUAUUGAGACGACGACAGGCCGUCUGGAUUUGACGUACAAGCAGGUGGAGAACACGUUAAGACUUGCGCAAAUGAAUCAGACACAACUCCUUAAUACUUGAUCAUUAACUACCCUUAUGACGUUAAAUGCAUUUAUGUUUUUUUUUGAAUUUUAUAGUUUUCUUUUCGGUUAUUUUAAUAUUCAUUUUUACUGUUUUCUUUUUUAUAUUCAUUUUUUUUAUCUUUUUUAUUUAAUUUUUAUACUUGUACAUUUAUAAGGGUAUUUUGUCUUGUUAUUUCUCUCUUUUUUGUAUAAAAACAAAUGAUUCAUCAUAUUUCUUGUUCCAGUUGGCACAUUAUCCGGGAAUUUUACCAUCUUAAUGUUAUAAUAAUUAUGUAAUGUAUUUAUUAAACGGUUUAUUUGAGAUUUACGCUUACCCACGAUGUCUUAAUUUAUACGUUAUUAUCUCUUUGCUCACUCGUCUGGUUGCUUUUGGUACGGAGUUUCUGAAUAGCGGUCAAUGAAAUCAUAUUCAAAUGAAGAAUCAGAAAAAUACUUUUAAGUCUUGUGAAGUCUUCAACUUCAUUCCGAGGACUUCUUAAAAUUUCUAUUGUUUAGGAGCUCUGAGAUUACGAGUUUUAGUGUUGGUACGAUGCUUCAGGAUCCGUAUUUGCAAUGACUCUGAAAUUUGUGGUAUAAAGUUGUUUUUAUUGUUAUCACCAUCGUGAUGUGCAGUCUAAAUUUUUUGUUUUAGUUAUUUAUGCUAUUAUUGAAAUUUUUUGGAAGUUUUCAGAAUUAGAAUUAGACAAAAGUGAUAAACUUA